AUGUCGAAAGUGUAUGUGGUAUUAGGAGUGGACACUGCAGUUGGUGCUGCAGUUGCUUUCCAUCUUGCCAAAAAGGCAACAGUAAAAGGUGUCCCACUUGGCAGCGCUAGAGGGAAAGGGGAGGUUGACCCUCCUCCAGGUGUGGAAGUAAUUCGCUGUGAUAAUCAAAGUGUCAAGACCGUGGAAUAUGUCUUGAAAGGAUGUGAUGGAUGUUUUAUAUUCACAAUGUCGGACUUCCGUAACGAUCGAAGCUUCAUGGUAAAUGAGUUGGCGUACGGAAGGACAAUAGCGGAAGCAUGUAGAAAGGCGCGAGUGCCUCACGCAAUUUACUGUACCGAGCCACACACGACCGACAUCCAGGGGAUUGGAGCACGCCACAUGGUUGCUAAGGCCGAGAUUGAACAAUGUAUAUGUGUUAACGAUGUGCCGCUCACUCUACUGACCCUUCCCCGCAGAUACGAGGAUAUCAUUGACUACAUGGCACCCAGGAAGGUCGGACAGGAUUUCGACUUCGAGCUACCUUUGGACACAGACAUUCCCCUGAAUAUGAUCAGUGCCGAGGACUUGGGACCGAUCGUGGAAAAAAUCUUCGAUAACAGAGCAAUGUUCACGGACAAACGAGUCAACCCUGGCCCUAUCAGUCUGUGUGGCAGCAAGGUGUCGCGCCAAACCUUUGCUCAGUGUCUUUCCUACAACUUACAGCCUCUGCAGUUUUUUGAUAAACCAAUGACCCAUACAAAAUACCGUGAUUGCUCUUUUAACGAACCAUGGAAGGAUGACUACGCAAACAUGUUCUUGUUCCUGAUGCGCACACGUUGGGACCAUAUGUACAGCGACAAAAAAACACGAGAAUUAAACCCGGACACGAAGUACUUCGAAGAAUGGAUACAAGCAAAUGCCCAGGCACUUUAUACCGCAUACACCGAGGUGAAACCUGAAGACCGACUACGCUGGUGGUUCAACAAGCUCUACAGCAGGUCAUAA
This is a messenger RNA of Ylistrum balloti, 984 nucleotides long. RefSeq names its product nmrA-like family domain-containing protein 1. The record is from RefSeq and is a predicted model, not a curated record. Lineage: Eukaryota; Metazoa; Mollusca; Bivalvia; Pectinida; Pectinidae. The transcript has 3 exons. The coding region runs from base 1 to 984 and encodes 327 amino acids.